AGCGGUGCCGGCCGGGGCCACGCUCGCAGAGAGAGAGAGAGAGGAGGAGACACCAACCGAGCUGGGCAUCAUGUGCUCCCUCACCCGCACGCUGGCACUGCUGGGCACGCUGCUGUGGGCGCCGUGGUGGGCGCUGGACGGGGCGCCCCUGGGCGAGCUCUCGGGGGACCAGGACUUCCAGCUCUUCCUGCACAAGAACCUGGAGUUCACCCGCAAGAUCAAGGGGGACGUGGCCGCCCUGCAGCGCGUGGUGUGUGACACUUUCCAGCUGUGCAAGGAGGAAGAGCUGCUGCUGGUGCGGCAGGACCUGGGCAUCCCGCAGGCGCCGCUGGAGCAGUGUCACCGACCCACCUUCCAGCCGGAGUCCUGCUUCAGCCAGAUCCGCGACGGGCUCCGCACCUACCAUGGAUCCCUGGCCGCCGUCCUGGAGCUGCUGCCCGGGCACAGCCGGCUGGUGGAGACCCUGCAGCUGGACGCUGCCAACCUCUCCUCCAACAUCCAGCAGCAGAUGGAGGACCUGGGCCUGGCCACGGUGACGUACCCCACGGCGACGCCGCACCCCACGGCGACGACGACGACUCACCCCACGGCGGGUCCCGGCCCCCUCCCCGCCUUCUCCUCCCGUUUCCACCACCAGGUCGGUGGCUUCUUCAUCCUGGCCAACUUCCAGCGGUUCCUGGAGACGGCGUACCGGGCGCUGCGGCACCUCGCCCGCCUCUGACACCGGUCCCACCACCCUAUUUAUUUAUCUCCCAGCCUGAGCCACCCUCCCCAGGAGCGUCCAGCUUUUCUGCUUUAUUUUAUUAUUUUAUUUUUGUAAAAAUAUUUAUCGCUAUUUAAUAUUUAUCCGGCCGGGGGAUGCUCCCCCGCCCAUGGGUCCCCCCGACAGGGUGGCCAGCCCUGCGGUGGCACCCGUGCAUGGGUUUCUGUGCACAGCAUCACCCUUGUUUAAUAUUUAAACACAAGCGUAUCUCUGCUACGAGGUUUGGGAGCUGCCAGGGUGGGGGGGGGCACCCCGCGUGCCUCAGUUUCCCCUGUGGCACCCCACUUGGGGAAACACUCUUCAUCCAUGAAGAGCCUUCAGAGCAGCAUCCCCCAGCCCAGGCUGCGACAGAUCUACCCGGUGUUCCUCCUAUUAGGCAUUGUUAUAUUAAUUAAUAUUUAUUAGUUAUUAGGCGAGGAGCAGGAUGGGGGUGAAGUGGGGACGCAGCAGCCUCCUCCCAGGAUGAGGUUUUUCCAGGGGAGCCCCCAGCACCUUUACUCUGGCAGCACCCUCCCCCCCACCACCUUUUCCUGCCAAACUCAGCGUUAUUGCAAUUUUAACUUAUUUGCACCCGUUUCCUGGCCCCGGGGGGGGGGGGGCACGGUCCCGUCUGCCCCCACCCAGCCCCCG
Messenger RNA from Calidris pugnax (ruff), 1393 nucleotides. It is a transcript of the gene CSF3, whose product is annotated as colony stimulating factor 3. The coding region runs from base 71 to 721 and encodes 216 amino acids. NCBI's taxonomy places the organism in Eukaryota, Metazoa, Chordata, Aves, Charadriiformes, Scolopacidae. Gene Ontology annotation, molecular function: growth factor activity; cytokine activity. The record is from RefSeq and is a predicted model, not a curated record. Gene Ontology annotation, biological process: positive regulation of cell population proliferation; positive regulation of myeloid cell differentiation; immune response. Gene Ontology annotation, cellular component: extracellular region. The transcript is spliced from 5 exons.